This is a messenger RNA of Mytilus trossulus (common blue mussel), 1491 nucleotides long. Its product is annotated as structure-specific endonuclease subunit slx1-like. The record is from RefSeq and is a predicted model, not a curated record. The coding region runs from base 177 to 1052 and encodes 291 amino acids. The transcript is spliced from 6 exons. NCBI's taxonomy places the organism in Eukaryota, Metazoa, Mollusca, Bivalvia, Mytilida, Mytilidae. Gene Ontology annotation, biological process: double-strand break repair via homologous recombination. Gene Ontology annotation, cellular component: Slx1-Slx4 complex. Gene Ontology annotation, molecular function: crossover junction DNA endonuclease activity; 5'-flap endonuclease activity.
GUCACAUGACUACAAAAUGGCUGCAGUGCGGCAGAUUUGGAAAAAAUAUUUACAAAUAUUUACCUGAUCAAUAGUCAUUGACAAUGCUUAUUAAUUACAUGGACAUGAUCAAAAUAUUAACAUUUGUCUGACAUCGACACGAAAAUUUAGAACUCAGCAACCGAGGAAAUACAAAGAUGGUGCAAGAAAUUGAGAACUUUUAUGGAGUGUAUUUACUUUAUAAUGUCAAUCCAAAGUUUAAAGGACGUACAUACAUAGGAUUCACAGUAAAUCCAAAUAGGAGAAUUCAACAACACAAUAAAGGUCGGCAUGCAGGAGGGGCAUGGAGAACACAUGGAAGAGGUCCAUGGGAAAUGGUUUUGAUUAUCCAUGGUUUUCCAAAUGAAAUAUCUGCUCUAAGAUUUGAAUGGGCCUGGCAACAUCCUGACAAAUCAAGAAGACUUCGACAUGUUCUUGGAAAAAAGAAAAAGGAAACAUCAUUCCUUUUUCGGUUCAGAGUUGUGUCAGAAAUGUUACGAAGUGGACCCUGGAAUAGACUUGCGCUAACAAUCAGAUGGUUAAAACAGGAAUAUGUUACAGAUUUUGCUCCUGACAGUAAACCACCAGUUCACAUGCCAAUAGCCUAUGGUUUAGUGAAGGUCAAAAAGGUUGGACCUGAUACAGGGAGGAGUAAGAAGGGAGGCAAUCCAGAAAAAGAAACAGUAGAUGAUGAUUUAGUUAAUCUUUCACAAUGUGGUAACAAGCACCCAAGAUGUAGUGUAUGUAAUAAAAGAAUUCAGGCAGAAGACCAUACAUUAAAAUGUGUUCAUCCAAAAUGUCAGAUGGUAUCCCACAUGUUAUGUUUAGCCAAUAAAUUUCUGUCAGACAAAGGAACAAAGACAGAAGUCUUACCAGUCGAUGGUACCUGUCCCAAAUGUAAGGGUGCUGUGUUGUGGGGGGAUUUAGUGAGGCUCAAGACGGGAUGUUAUCAGAAUUUAGAAGAGUGUGGAAGCUCUGAUGACGAAGAGAAUGACGAUCAUUGGGCCAAUGAACUACAAACUCAAGUCAAAUAACUGCCUUUAUUUCAUGCCACGUGUUCCUAACAGGAUUAAGAUCAUUGUAGUUUAUUAGAAUAAAGUUCCUAACAGUAUAUUAUUACAAUAUACUGUGACGUAUAGGAGUAGAGAAGUGAGGAGUUGAAUGGAUUUUGCUUGAAGUACGACAUGAAAACAGUUCAAUGUUAGAAUCAAACAUUUAAGGACAUAAGAAUAGAUUUUAAAAAUGAAUUUAGACUUAUUUGAAACACUAACAUAUGUUGUUUCAAUAUGGAUUAACCACAUAUUUGCAGUAACAUGUUUUACAUUACAAAUUUGAUAUAAAAAUUCAUUUAACAACAGUUAGUGUUUAAACGUCUUAUUGAUAUAUUAAGAAUUGACAGAAACAUGUUAUAUUUUAAGAAUGCUAGAUUAAUCUAGAUGUAUUAAAAGUGAAGUCAUAUGAUGUUCAGCCUUU